AUGCACAAGUCUAUCAAAUAUACAGACACUUGUGGAUUCCCACUUAAAACAUUACGUGAACGCUCGAGCGCCUUUUCGAGGAUACGAAUUAUAGAAGUAAGUUCUUACUUUCUUUGUCUAUUAACCCCGUUGUUUCUUUCUACACAGUUUGUGAAAUACAUUUUGCCACUCCUGGCCGCCUCGGUGCUGGGCGAAAUCCAACAGACCCCAACCUACCGGUGGAUUGACAAAGUUACAGGAGAAUCCUUGGUUUGUAACAAGUGUCCUCCUGGCACGUACGUCAAAACGCACUGUACGAAGGACAGAGCAACCGAAUGUGAAACUUGCCCGCAGUCCUAUUACACCGAACUGUGGAACUACAUUGAGAAAUGCCUGUUCUGUGACUAUCCAUGUUCGGCAGACCAGAAGGAGACAGUACCUUGCAAUGCAUCCCACAACCGUGUUUGUGAAUGUAAAGAUGGAUAUUUCUUAAAAUAUGAAUUUUGUAUGAGACAUACGCCUUGUCCACCCGGUGAGGGAGUCGUUAGAAACGGGACAGCACAUCGUGAUGUUGAGUGUGCCCCGUGUCCACAUGGCUUUUUCUCAUCAGACAGCUCAACAACUCAGGCCUGUCAGAAACACUCGCAGUGCCCUGCUGAAUUGAUCGCCAUUCCUGGCAACAGCAAGAUGGAUACAUUCUGUUCAUCUUGUAGGACUGAUACAAACACAGAGGAAGGUCGGUUAAUUUGCGAUCAGGAGGCAGCCAGAUUCUUGCUCCAGCAUGACAUACCCCUUAAAACGCACAACAAACUUGUUAGAGAAGCAAGAAGAAGAGCUGUAAGCAUCAUCAAAGAGGCAUCUCUCAAAGACAUCCUCGAGCUCAUCAAAACAGCAGAACCUAGCAAGCCUCUGGUCCCUGUGAUUGUAGAGAUCUUAGAAAAAACACGACUACACAAUUUAAAAAGGAAAAUUACGGAAUGGUUCCUUGUUGAGGGUAUCUCAGAAUAGUGUGGAGUUGGAAACAUCUGUUGAUAGAGUCAGAUAUUUUACUUUUAUUCCUGACUGAAUGUUGAACUGAGUGUUUGACUGGGUGUUUAGGUCAUUAACGUUUACAUGGACAGUAAAAAGAAAUGUUUGGACAUUGUGAAAUUCUAUUUAUUUGGAAUGAAGUUCAGCUGUUUUGUUAACGUGUUUUUUUUUUUUUAAUGUAAUAGAUUUGAUGUGUUUGUUGUCAAUAAUGUUUCCACAAUCAUUUUGGACAUUUCAUAUGAAUUUGAAGACUUUUUAAUAAACAUUUAUAUUUUUAUCACAA
Messenger RNA from Chanos chanos (milkfish), 1291 nucleotides. RefSeq names its product tumor necrosis factor receptor superfamily member 6B. The coding region runs from base 1 to 987 and encodes 328 amino acids. Lineage: Eukaryota; Metazoa; Chordata; Actinopteri; Gonorynchiformes; Chanidae. Gene Ontology annotation, molecular function: protein binding. The record is from RefSeq and is a predicted model, not a curated record. The transcript has 4 exons.